GCCCAGUGCGCAGCCGCGGCCGGUGCGGGGGGCGGCGGGGCGGGCGGCGGGCGCACAACAGCCCGCACCGGGCGGCGGCGCGGCACGGCUCGGCGCGGCUCCGCUCCGCGAGGCUCACGGGGCCGGGACAGGAUGGCGGCCCCCGAGGCCGGCAGCACAGGUGGGGUGAUCAGCUACGUGGGCUCCAGCGGCGCCUCUCCCACCCGCACCAGCCCCGUGUCCCUCUGCAGCGACAGCUCCAACAGCAGCUCCCAGUCGGGCUCGCAGCCCUUCCCCACCUACUUCCCACCGUCGCCCACCGGCUCCCUCCAGGAUUCCCGCGCCUAUGGCGGAGCCACGCUGGCCCCCCAUGAAGACGGCUCCCCUUCUUCCUCCUCCUCGUCAUCCUCCUCCUCCACCUCCUCUUCCUCGUACAGCUCCUCGGUGAAUUUCCCCGGGGUGCAGCCGGUCCCCGCGGACGAGCGGCGCCGCAGCUCGCCAAGCAAAGCCGGCAGCACCGUCACGAAGCUCAACGGGAUGGUGCUGCUCUGCAAGGUCUGCGGGGACGUCGCCUCCGGCUUCCACUACGGCGUCCACGCCUGCGAGGGCUGCAAGGGCUUCUUCCGUCGCAGCAUCCAGCAGAACAUCCAGUACAAGAAGUGCCUCAAGAACGAGAACUGCUCUAUCGUCCGCAUCAACCGCAACCGCUGCCAGCAAUGCCGCUUCAAGAAGUGCCUGCUGGUCGGCAUGUCCCGUGAUGCCGUGCGCUUCGGGCGCAUCCCCAAGCGGGAGAAGCAGCGGAUGCUGGCGGAGAUGCAGAGCGCCAUGGGCGGCAUGGCCCCUGCCCCACCGCCGAUGCCGGGGCCCGGCGAGGGUCCCGCCGCGGGCGGGGGGCACGCAGCGCCCCCCGGCCCCCCGCCGUCGCCCCCCCCCGCCUGCUUCUCCCAGUUCCCGCAGCAGCUGACACCGCCCCGCUCGCCCAGCCCCGGCGGGGCCACCGAGGAUGUCAUCGCGCAGGUGGCCAAGGCCCACAAGGAGAUCUUCAUCUACGCGCACGACAAGCUGGGACCCCCUCCCGCCUGCGACAGCGGCCUCCUGCGCUGGGACGCGCCCCCCGCCUGGGCCCCCGGCCCCCCCGAGCCCCGGCUGUGCCCCCCCGCCUACCCCGAGCCCCCGGCCCCACGGGGGUGCCCCUGGCCCCGCGGCCCCAAGGACGUCCUGCCGGCGUGCCCCAUGAACAGCCACGUGCCCGGCCGCAGCGGGCGCUCGGUGCAGGAGAUCUGGGAGGAUUUCUCCCUCAGCUUCACCCCCGCCGUCCGCGAGGUCGUGGAGUUCGCCAAGCACAUUCCCGGCUUCCAGGCGCUCUCCCAGCACGACCAGGUCACCCUGCUCAAGGCUGGCACCUUUGAGGUGCUGAUGGUUCGCUUCGCGUCGCUGUUCGACGUGAAGGAGCAGACGGUGACGUUCAUGAGCCGCACGCGGUACGGGCUGGAGGAGCUGUGGGCCAUGGGCAUGGGGGACCUGCUGGGGGCCAUGUUCGACUUCAGCGAGAAGCUCAGCGCCCUGGAGCUCAGCGACGAGGAGCUGGGGCUCUUCACCGCCGUCGUCCUUGUCUCGGCAGACCGCUCGGGCAUGGAGGACACGGCAUCAGUGGAGCAGCUGCAGGAGACGCUGCUGCGGGCCCUGCGCGCCCUGGUGCUGAAGACGCGCCCCGCCGAGACCUCGCGCUUCACCAAACUGCUGCUGAAGCUGCCGGACCUGCGCACCCUCAACAACCUCCACUCCGAGAAGCUGCUCUCCUUCCGCAUCGACGCCCAGUAGUGCCCCCCCGGACCCCCCCAACCGCGCACCCCUGUACAUACAUCCACACAGCGAGGGAUGGGGGGCACACACAGACUUCCCCCUCCCCCGGGGCAGCACCGACCCCGUGGCGCCCGUCGGACUCGCAAGGGAUUCACCCCAAGGUGGGCGCCAGGAUGCUGGGGACCCCCGCCCCAAAUCGGGCACCGCCCCCCACGGCACCGCUGGCAGCGCCGGGGGGUCCCCUCGCCCCACACCCCCGUUCUGGGGGCCGGGGGUGGGACACAGAGGCCGGAUCCAGCCGUGCUGGGGGGGGGUGGA
Molecule: messenger RNA, 2100 nt
Organism: Passer domesticus (house sparrow)
Lineage: Eukaryota; Metazoa; Chordata; Aves; Passeriformes; Passeridae
Gene: NR1D1
Product: nuclear receptor subfamily 1 group D member 1
Biological process (GO): positive regulation of transcription by RNA polymerase II; response to leptin; cell differentiation
Molecular function (GO): zinc ion binding; nuclear receptor activity; RNA polymerase II cis-regulatory region sequence-specific DNA binding
Source: RefSeq, a predicted model, not a curated record